Molecule: messenger RNA, 4342 nt
Organism: Cryptotermes secundus
Lineage: Eukaryota; Metazoa; Arthropoda; Insecta; Blattodea; Kalotermitidae
Product: LIM/homeobox protein Lhx3
Exons: 7
Coding region: 1621-2874 (417 amino acids)
Biological process (GO): neuron differentiation; regulation of transcription by RNA polymerase II
Cellular component (GO): nucleus
Molecular function (GO): DNA-binding transcription factor activity, RNA polymerase II-specific; RNA polymerase II transcription regulatory region sequence-specific DNA binding
Source: RefSeq, a predicted model, not a curated record
AAAGAAAUGUGAGAAGCUCAUGGGAGGUUUUAUUUUUAACAGCCCUCUCAUUUGCUUUAUUUUGAACUUCUCCUAAUGGAGUAGCUAGGUACCAAUUUGCAUACACAUUGACUUUAAUCCAUAGUACCAUUGAGAUCUCUUAAAAACAUAUUAUAAAGUAGUGAACUCGUUCUUGUUGCCAAGAGGAAGAUUCCCAGUUUCAAAGCCACUGUUACUCACGUGUAUCUAGAUCUGAUAUAGCGAGAGAACGCCUGGAGGCUAGGCAUCACACAUAGCACACGUCGGGAGGGAAGCAGAGCUGGCAGGAGUUGGUGAAACAGUAUGGAUCGCAGUUGGAGCUAGCGUGUGCCACUGCAGGGGGCAACCACUGACAUGGCGUCCAUCAUCUCCUCAACAAUACAUAAACAACUGAGAAACGUCGAGCACGUUGGGAUGUAUGCAAUCUGCAACACGUAGUACUCUUUGUUCAUGUGUGCUUGUGAAGAAAUGUGAACAAGUGUCCCGGGAAAUUUAAAACAAGCCUGUAACAGAAUAAUUAACUGUGAAAUAUGUUCUAGGUAAUAUGGUAUUUGUACAAUAUUGGGCAUCGUAAGAAAUUGUUUUUAAGUGUGUUUUAAAACUAAUGACUUUAUUGAUAAUGGCGUGUGUAAAUUGGCGUUAGACUGACUGUACGAGUGCCGUAUAUCCGUAAGAAAUAUAUUUUUUGCAAACAUGAUUGCGUCACUGUUAAACUGGUCGAACAGAAAGCAGGGAUAUGUUUCUUGUCACACCUCAGUUUUGUUGUUCUUCACUUGAACAAUUGUGAUGCUGAACAGUAGGUUCAGAACGUUCAGACUUACCUUCAGGUUCAGCAGAGCGAAAUGCAAGACUGUUCACCGGUGACGUAGCUCUAGAUAUCCGGUCCACUUCUGCUAGCUUGCGUACGAAAGUGUCCAAAUCCGUGCCGCUUUAGAAUAAAUAAUAUUUAUGCACACAAAGUCUCUCGGCUUUACUUAAGGGUGAUCUGACUCUAACCGCGAGAUUGUUUCUUGAAUUCAAUUCUUUGGAUUAUAUCGUAGUAGUGAGUUUAUAUUGUGAUAAAGUUAGUACAGUCUUGUAGCUUACAGAGCACAAAGAGAGUGAAAUUGGUUGGAAAGACUGUCAUAUCUCAUCUUUGGAAUUAAGUUCACAUGAUUAUACGGAACAGUUUUUGAUUGCUCUAAAUCGCCAGGUUUCAACGAGUUUCAAACAUUUUCUCUAAUGUAAGAGUGAGAUACAAAUUCGCUUGAAGAAAAUAAAUUUCUGGAUUUUGUGUUCGAAACUAAGGAGACUUAAGAAGAUUUAAAUGUCAGUAAGACGUCACUGAGCGGCUAAAUACAAUUUAUAAACCACAAUUGAACAGAUUUUAACGUCUGUCUUCCGCCCCAGUUUUCGGUGAUCCCACAGAAUGGAUAUAAUUAUAAAUUUGAACGUGUGUUAAAAACAACACAAAAUAAGUGUAUAUCAAAACCAAAUCAAAAGACAAAAUUACAUGCGUUUUCUGUGACAUCAGCUAUCCAGGCAGAGAAACUUCGUAUUGCUCAGUGUCCGGGCUUGAAUCCCCGCAUCACCACGUUGUCUCCGCCAGGUCUGGACCUCUCUAUGUCGGCCGCCGUGCAGGGGCCGCCCCCAGGGUUGGCGCCUCACGGUCUGCCGCCUCCUGGCCCGGCCAUGGCGGCCCUAAUGGGAGGUCCUCCGCCACUUCAACAUUUGGGGAGUAGGCCACCGCCUCCACCGCCGCCGCCGCCCCCACAACAUCUGCAUCGUCCCCUGGACCCUGGAGAGGUUCCCGGGCCUCCAAACCCGGAUGUUCUCCUCGCUUUGCUGUCCCGCAACAAGACACUGGAAGCCAGCAUCCCAAAAUGUGGAGGCUGUCAGGAGCUGAUUCUGGACCGUUUCAUCCUGAAGGUGUUGGACCGUACGUGGCACGCGAAGUGCCUUAAAUGCAGCGAAUGUAGUGGGCAGCUCAGUGACAAGUGUUUCGCUCGAAACGGUCAGGUCUUCUGCAAGGACGAUUUCUUCAAGCGGUACGGGACAAAGUGUGCGGGCUGCGAGCAGGGGAUCCCCCCCACACAGGUGGUGCGCCGCGCCCAAGACAACGUGUACCAUCUGCAGUGCUUUGCGUGUGUCAUGUGCAGUCGGCAGCUCAACACAGGCGACGAGUUCUACCUCAUGGAGGACAGGAAACUGGUCUGCAAGCCGGACUACGAGGCCGCCAAAACCAAAGAUGAUUCUAGUACAUUUCAACCUCCUUUUACUGAGCACAAAGGAGUUUACUACAGAAGAGCUAAGGAGAAGCGGCUGAAGAAGGACGCGGGGCGGACACGCUGGAGUCAGUACUUCCGCUCCAUGAAAGGCGGCUCUUCGCCCCGCCACGAAAAAUUGCACGACAAAGACGAUAAGAUGGACCUUGAGUCUAACUUCAGCCACACGCACGACCUGAACAGCAAUGACAGCUAUGGGACAGUGGUGAACUUGGGGCUGGAGCAAGAUGGGUCAUCACCCCAUAGCGCAGGAAGUCGUGCCCCGCAUUUCACUCUACAUGGGGGGCCUGCAACGCCACCCUAUCUGUCGUCCAGUCACUCUCCUACACCACCACAUCCUGCGUUAGGCCCCAACUUCCCCUACUCCACAGGGGAAGGGCUUGCCGUCUACACCACUUUAGGUCAGGGCCCACCACCUGGUGCCCACCUACCCCCUGGACAUCCAAGCCUGGCCAGUGGGCCAGCCUCUGACCUAAGCAACAGCAGCAGUACCCACGGCUACCCAGAUUUCCCACCCAGUCCAGACUCCUGGUUGGGUGAGGUCAGCGCCUCUACUGGACCCCCAGCAGGUGGCACAGCCCCUCAGUACUGACCCCACCGCCUCUCAUAGUGGAGGAUGAACUACUUUCUCAACACUAGGUGAAAGGUUGAGCUAUAAGACACUGUCGUUCUAGUCAUGUGCAAUCAACCUGAUCAGUCACAAACAUAAGAAUCUGUUUCAGUGUCACUCUUGGAGCAACUGGGAUUUCUCUUCAAGGAAAAGUUGUGUCCUUCCUUCACCAAAAUAGUUACAUUCUUUAGUGUUUUCUUUAAAAUCAUCUUUACACGUGAGAUUUGAGGCUAUCGUGGUGGUCUUCUAUGUCCUAUCACAAUGUAGACUCGAUGGAUGUUGCUUAUAUUUCAGAGGAACACACUGCCUCCAUCUCCUGCCAUGAAGAAGAAUACAAUAUUUUCCUCUGAAACGUUAGUAUGCACCUACCAAACUACAUGGUGGUGGACAAGAAGUCCUGACAGAGGUGACUAAGAUGUUUACUCUUUUCUGGGUUGUAAUACCAUGUAGUUCAGAGAGACAGUGGCUCAGGAGCAGGUUUUUCCAUGUACUUCGGUUCCCCUGCCAAUUAUCAUUCCACCAACUGCUCCAGAUUCAUCAUAAUCUGUCAUCCAAGGCUGGUACAAUAAGCCAAUUAGGGGCCAACAUACUAAGUGGACUCAUACUCACCCCACCCCAAAAAUAACGAUAAAAAAUAAUUUAAAAUUUCAGAGAGAACUGUAUGUUUUGGUGAAACAUAUCACCUCCAACAUUAUGAUCAAUAUUAAGCCAAGCAAGAAUGUUGCUUCCUUUUGCUGCUUCUUGCUCACUUACUCUUCAAGAUUGAAGGCAGGGGCUCCUGUGAUAUAUUUUAGUACACAGCCUUACAACCCAGAAGACUGUAAUCUUCAAACUACAUGGUGCCAUAACCCAGAUGAUCACAACAUGCAUCUUCAUGCAUAUAUAGUGCUAGCCUCUAUUUGCCUAAAAUAAAUAAAAUCUUGUUUAUUUAGCAAAGCAUGCUAAAAAUCAACAGAUCUGUAAACAUGGUAGUACAUCUGAUGUUCAAGCUGUUACCAACUGCCACCUGAAUAUGCCUAAAUGUUGACAAGUACAGGAGACACUGUUCCAGUAUUGUUGUUUCUUGUGUUUUACUUGGAGGAUGAUUAUGAGAAUGUUAGCUGCCAGACAGGACCUAGAGCUUAAUAUUCGCUGUAGGUAGGCUGAGACUCUGAUAUUCUUCACAUUCCAAAAAAAAAUUAGCUUUGAUAGAGGUGGAAGUUUUAAUUUGUGGGCAAAACUUGCAUAUGGACUUGAUCAGGCAUCAGAGCCCUCCAAGUGAUGACAAGGAUGAUGUUGAUUAUAAUGAUAAUGAUGGGACAGCUCAUUAAAAUGAGCUUGGACCACUAACGCCUAAUUCAGUCAAUACAGUUACAUAUCCAACAUCUUCAUUGUCUGUAUCAGAAGUAAAGCUGUCCCUGUGCUUAACUAAUUAAGCAUAUGCCAUGAAGGUGUAUGGGGGAGUGAAUGU